Marasmius oreades (fairy-ring Marasmius) is the source of this 1124-nucleotide messenger RNA. RefSeq lists its product as uncharacterized. Lineage: Eukaryota; Fungi; Basidiomycota; Agaricomycetes; Agaricales; Marasmiaceae. The record is from RefSeq and is a predicted model, not a curated record. The transcript has 4 exons. Bases 492 to 1109 code for a protein of 205 amino acids.
AUUGUUCUCUCACCAUGACAUCGAUCUCGAACCAACGCUCGUUGCUCAAUUGUAUCUCCAGUACCAUCCAACAAAAAGAUUUCAUGGCGUGUUCAAGUGCUACUGGUUGACAGUUGAGGAUUUGGACUGUGAGAGCAUUCGAACGGAUUGUAUCUUUCGACACCUGGAUUGCCGACAACUUCACCUCAUGCUGGUUUCAUCACAAGCCCCGUUCCAUGUUCCUCCAGCUCAAUCCUUCGAUGUUGGCAAAAACGAAUGACUACAGCCGAUGAUUAUAGCGACUCGUCAUGCCAAAAUCAUAAUCACACUCUCCUGCUGUAAUCCUUCAUUGUUGCUGGCGAUGCGAUAAAAAGAAAGAGGUUGAACUUCGACUCAACUGACUCAACUGACUGAGAACAGAUGCACCGUUGACCUCUGCGACGGCAUUCCUUUUCGUCAACUAUUUAAGGAGCAGGACGAAGUGUGAAUGAGCAUAGGGAGAGCGGAAAGCAAUGGUUAUCGAGAAGCAGAGUUUUGGUGUCGUUGGAAGUUUGACGAAGCCUUCGGAAAGAUCUGAAUGCAGUCCAAAGUUAUUGGAGGUCUCGUCGUGGUCGGCGAAAAUGCUCGCCUCAAACUGCAAGCGACAAACUGCAAGCGAAGAAACACAGAAGAUCUCUCGAUUCUCGUCCGGAUUAUCAGCAUCCUCGACUCUAGCUUACCGGUCCACUCAGAAACGUCACGGUUUCCUUCAACAACGCAGAAUACAUCAUUCUUUUCGGUGCAGAAGACGUAUCCUGGCUAGGGUUUUGAUGGUACUAAGGGCGGCAUGUAUAUCGGGGGCGCAGAACUGGACGGGAAACAGGACAGAGGAAAGGAGUGCUCCACGGCUAUGGGGCUUGGAAGGCUGUUUUCCUCCUCCGUUAUUGGAAGAUUUCUGGGUUCCCGUGUUACAUCUGACUCGAUUCCGGCUCACUAUUCAUGGUUCCACUCUUCACGACGCGUUAUCGCGAUUCGCGAUGUCUUAUAGUCAUUGCGGAUACCUUAGUCAUGAUUGUACAUCCCCAAAUCCCAUCCUCAUCAAAUCAAUAACACUCGCCGCUACCUACGAUGUCAUCCUCCACCUAUAUUAAUUACUAUGGGCGGCU